This is a messenger RNA of Arabidopsis thaliana (thale cress), 1617 nucleotides long. RefSeq lists its product as hypothetical. Bases 386 to 1411 code for a protein of 341 amino acids. The transcript has 3 exons. The record is from RefSeq and is marked reviewed. NCBI's taxonomy places the organism in Eukaryota, Viridiplantae, Streptophyta, Magnoliopsida, Brassicales, Brassicaceae.
GCACCUAUAAAAUCAACCAAUCUCGUUUUAACCCCAAACCAGAAGAAGAAACAAAAAUCGAAAUUCUCAUCAAUAGCAAAAAAAAAAUUACUCUUAGAUUUUCCUCAAAAACCUUAAUCAAUCGCCGGGAAAAUGAAUAUUCCGGUGACUAUUUCCUCCAUUACUGUUUCUAAUAACGCUGUUUCCGACAAUCGUCGUCAUGUUUCCCGUGAAAAUCGUCAGCGUUAAGAAAACCGUCACUUAUAUUUUUUUUUCUUUUCUUCUUCGUUUUUGUGAAGAUGAUGAUCCACUGAUUUGAGAGUAGUAGCUUGAGAGGUUUUUAGUAGAUUUCGAUUUUGCGAUUAUUUUUGUUUCCUGGAGAGAUCUCAUUUUUUUGCCACUUCCGAUGAUGAAGAUCCAGCCGAUUAACAACGAUUUGCCGGCGAAUAGAGUGGAAUCAUCAACCAAACCAGUGCUUAAGUCUCGUCUCAAGCGUUUAUUAGAUCGACCGUUCACGAGAAUCUCAAACUCAGAGAAAUUACUCAUCUCUGGAGAUGGAGUCGUCGCUGGAACAGAGUUCGAGCCAAGCUUAGCGAAAAUGGUUCAAAACUAUAUGGAAGAAAACAACGACAAGCAAACAAAGAAUGGUCGCAAUACUCAUCGUUGCAAUUGUUUUAACGGGAACAAUGAUAUCUCCGACGAUGAACUCGAUUUCUUCGAUUAUGACAAUUUCAAGAGUUUGAUUCAAUGCGGAAGCUUCGUUGAGAAGAGUCUUUUAGUGGAAGCUACGAAGAUUAUAGAGAAGAACAAAUCAGUUAAAAGAAAAGACGAAUUGAGAAAGAUUGUUGUUGAUGAACUCUCAUCUCUUGGUUACGACUCUUCAAUUUGUAAAUCGAAAUGGGAUAAAACUCGUUCUAUACCGGCCGGUGAGUAUGAGUAUAUAGAUGUGAUUGUGAACGGAGAGAGGUUGAUAAUCGACAUUGAUUUUAGAUCGGAGUUUGAGAUCGCAAGGCAGACGAGUGGUUACAAGGAGUUGCUUCAAUCUCUACCGUUGAUUUUCGUCGGAAAAUCUGAUAGGAUUCGUCAGAUUGUUUCUAUAGUUUCGGAAGCGUCAAAACAGAGCUUGAAGAAGAAAGGUAUGCAUUUCCCGCCGUGGAGAAAAGCUGAUUACAUGCGCGCUAAGUGGCUAUCUUCCUACACUCGAAACUCCGGCGAAAAAAAGCCGACGGUUACUUCUGCCGCGAAAGUCGUAGCUGAACCGGAGCUAGAUUCUUCGGAGAUUGAGCUGAUUUUCGAGGAGAAGGUCUUGUUGCCGCCAUUGAAGUCUCCGAUUACGUCUGUUGGUAGAGAUGAUGAUGACGUGGCAGAGUCAGUGAAGAAAGAAGCAAAGGUCGUCACGGGAUUAGCUUUACUGUUCAAAGAAAAUCACUAAACAAAAAAAUUCUAAUUUUUCUAUUUUCGGGUUAAAAAGUUAAAACAUUAAAUAUUUUUCUUCUUUUCUGACCUCUUUACUUUUUUUUUAACCCAAUUUUCAAGAGGUUAUUAUUAGUUUACUAAUGUUUGCUAGUCCAUGUAAAACAGUAAAAGUAACAGAGAAAUGUUAUUACUGGAUAUCAGUACUUAUCUUGGUAAACGUUU